AUGGCUUCACUUUUCCUUUCAUCCUUAGUGAUUCUUCUGUUUGCUGUUUCCGCCACAGAAUCAGCUGUUGCAGAUGUUAUUCCUGUUCAUGCCUUUCAGAAAACUUCAAACCAUGCUCAUGUUUAUCCCUUAAACAUGCCUUCUAUUCCAGAAGAAAGUGCUACGCUAGAAAGGUUUGCACCACCUUCGGGAGUAAAUGAUAUUUCAGCUCAAGAUAAUGUUUAUCCCUUAAAUAUGCCUUCUAUUCCAGAAGAAAGUGUUAUGCCAGAAGGGUUUGCACCACCUUCUGGAGUUAAUGAUAUUUCAGCUCAAGGUAAUGUUUAUCCCUUAAACAUGCCUUCUAUUCCAGAAAGUGCUAUUCCAGAUAGUAGAGUGCCACCUUCUCCACGCCAUGCUAUUCAAGGUUCAAGGAAGAUCAAGAUUUUAGUUUAA
Vicia faba (fava bean) is the source of this 432-nucleotide messenger RNA. The record is from the annotation of a GenBank genome assembly. NCBI's taxonomy places the organism in Eukaryota, Viridiplantae, Streptophyta, Magnoliopsida, Fabales, Fabaceae.